This is a messenger RNA of Lithohypha guttulata, 459 nucleotides long. RefSeq lists its product as uncharacterized. NCBI's taxonomy places the organism in Eukaryota, Fungi, Ascomycota, Eurotiomycetes, Chaetothyriales, Trichomeriaceae. The transcript has 2 exons. Bases 1 to 459 code for a protein of 152 amino acids. The record is from RefSeq and is a predicted model, not a curated record.
AUGGCUACCAGUCUCAACCUCCUCUGGUUCCUGUUAUUCAUGAUAUUCCUGUCCUCAUCUGUAGCUUUUGACUCACGGAAUGUGCUCGAACGACGCAAAGCGAAUCUGGCUCCUGGUCUCACACCCGAUCCACCACCGCGACACCCAAGCUACGAUAUCGGUCGAUAUAUUGAGUUCUACCAAUUUGAUGCAUUGGCCGGGGAAUGGGCAACAACUUACAAAAGCUGGGUAGUGAAUACCCUGAUUGAGGCGAUGGACGUUAUGCAGAAUGCAGUGACUGUUCUCUCUGAUGAUGCUGCCACUGGAGGGCCUCCAGCGAACCCUUCCUUCCGACGGUACUUUUUCGACGCAGACAUACAUGGGGUGACGAAUGUUUUCAGACGACUCCUCGCAGCAAUUGGGGCGCCAGGCUACGAACACCUGAGGCAGUCAUAUGUCACCAUGCUCUGUGGUAAUUAG